CAAGCUCCUGCAAAAAGACACCCACCCGCUCUCCGUUUUUGUCAGGGAAUAUGUACCCAUCGGAUUUAGAGAAAUAAGGAAUCAGCAGGCUGAACCAGGAUUGGGUGAAAAUUGGGAGAAGAGAAGGCAAUGGCGAACCCACCAAGGCGCUGGAGCUGCAGCGCGCUGUUACUGUUCGUCACUCUCCUGGGGACGCAGUUCGAGAUAGGAUCCGGGCAGAUCCGCUACUCAGUGCCGGAGGAGCUGGAGAAAGGCUCUUUCGUGGGCAACAUCUCCAAGGACCUGGGGCUGGAGCCCCGGGAGCUGGCGGGGCGCGGAGUCCGCAUCGUCUCCCGAGGUAAGACGCAGCUUUUCGCUCUGAACCCGCGAGGCGGCAGCUUGGUGACCGCGGGCAGGGUCGACCGGGAGGAGCUCUGCGCUCAGAGCGCGCGGUGUCUGGUGAGCUUUAACAUCUUAGUGGAGGAUAAAAUGAAAAUGUUGGGAGUAGAAGUAGAAAUACUCGAUAUCAAUGAUAACCCCCCGCGAUUCCGGGAUGAAGAAUUAAAAGUAAAAGUUAAUGAAAACGCAGCUGCGGGAACGCGAUUAGUGCUUCCUUUUGCGCGGGAUGCGGAUGUGGGUGUGAACUCUCUCCAAAGUUACCAGCUCAGCUCCAAUCUGCACUUCUCUCUGGAUGUGAUAAGGGGAACUGAUGGACAAAAGUACCCGGAGCUGGUACUGGAACAGCCCCUGGACCGCGAGAAAGAGACGGUUCACAACCUUCUCCUCACAGCUCUAGAUGGCGGACACCCGGUACUCUCUGGCACCACGCACAUCCGCGUGAUGGUCCUCGACGCCAACGACAACACACCCCAGUUCACGCGGUCCGAGUACAAAGUGAGUGUUCCAGAGAACGUACCUGUGGGCACUCGGCUGCUCACGCUAACCGCCACGGAUCCAGACGAGGGAAUAAACGGGAAACUGACCUAUUCUUUCCGAAAUGAAGAAGACAAAAUUUCAGAGACUUUCCAACUUGAUUCUGACCUGGGGGAAAUCUCAACUAUACAAUCACUGGACUAUGAAGAAUCCAGAUUCUACCUCAUGGAGGUGGUAGCUCAGGAUGGAGGUGCUCUUCUUGCCAGUGCCAAAGUGCUGGUCACAGUGCAGGAUGUGAAUGACAACGCCCCCGAGGUGAUCCUCACCUCUCUCACCAGAUCCCUCUCUGAAGACUGUCUUCCUGGAACUGUAAUUGCGCUGUUUAGCGUGCAUGAUGUUGACUCUGGAGAGAACGGUGAGAUUGCAUGUUCUAUUCCCAAGGACCUGCCUUUCAAAUUGGAAAAGUCAGUUGACAAUUACUAUCACCUAUUAACAAUGAGCGCCCUAGACAGAGAAGAGACAUCAAAUUAUAAUAUCACCUUAACUGCUACUGACCAUGGAACCCCACCCCUAUCUACAGAAAACCACAUCUCCCUGGAAGUAACGGAUGUCAAUGACAACCCACCACACUUCCCUUAUGCCUCCUAUUCUACCUCUCUCCCAGAAAACAACCCAAGAGGCAUCUCUAUCUUCUCUGUGACUGCCCAUGACCCUGACAAUGGUGAAAAUGCUCGGGUCACUUACUCCUUGGCUGAAGCCACAUCUCAGGGAGCACCUCUCUCCUCCUAUGUCUCCAUUAACUCUGAAACAGGCAUUCUGUAUGCGCUGCAAUCCUUCGACUAUGAGCAGUUGAGAGACUUACAGUUGUUGGUGACAGCCAGAGACUGUGGGAACCCACCACUCAGCAGCAACGUGUCCCUGAACCUGUUUGUGCUGGACCAGAAUGACAAUGCACCCGAGAUCCUGUACCCUGCCCUCCCCAUGGAUGGCUCCACAGGUGUAGAGCUGGCACCCCGGUCUGCAGAGCCUGGCUACCUGGUGACCAAGGUGGUGGCAGUAGACAGAGACUCGGGUCAGAAUGCUUGGCUGUCCUACCGCCUGCUCAAGACCAGUGAGCCCGGGCUCUUCGCAGUGGGACUGCACACAGGUGAGGUGCGCACUGCUCGAGCCCUGCUGGACAGAGAUGCACUCAAGCAGAGCCUUGUGGUGGCCGUCCAGGACCACGGCCAGCCCCCUCUCUCAGCCACUGUCACUCUUACUGUGGCUGUGGCUGACAAUAUUCCUGAGGUCCUAGCUGACCUAGGCAGCACCAGGACCUUCGUUAACCCUGAUGAUUCAGAUCUCACGCUGUACCUGGUGGUGGCAGUUGUCACCAUCUCAUGCAUCUUCCUUGCCUUUGUCAUAGUGCUACUGGCACUCAGGCUGCAUCGCUGGCACAAGUCACGCCUGUUGCAGGCUUCAGGAAGUGACUUGGCAGGUGUGCCCACCUCACACUUUGUGGGUGUGGACGGGAUGCGGGCUUUCUUGCAAACCUAUUCCCAUGAAGUGUCCCUCACCACAGAUUCUCGGAAGAGUCACCUGAUCUUUCCUCAGCCCAACUAUGCUGACACACUCAUUAGUGAAGAAAGUUGUGAGAAAAGCGAGCCUCUUCUAAUACCUGAUAAGAUCGAUGCAAACAAAGAAGAAUUGGGAAUUGUUCAGGUUAGUUUUCUCUUUUGGUAAUGAUAACUGGAGAAUUUUCAUUU
This is a messenger RNA of Carlito syrichta (Philippine tarsier), 2597 nucleotides long. RefSeq names its product protocadherin gamma-A5. The transcript has a single exon. NCBI's taxonomy places the organism in Eukaryota, Metazoa, Chordata, Mammalia, Primates, Tarsiidae. Gene Ontology annotation, cellular component: plasma membrane. The record is from RefSeq and is a predicted model, not a curated record. Gene Ontology annotation, molecular function: calcium ion binding. Bases 130 to 2574 code for a protein of 814 amino acids. Gene Ontology annotation, biological process: homophilic cell-cell adhesion.